GUUGUCAGACACACUACAGUCAUAUAUACCAUGCCAACUUCUUCCUUCAUCUACGCCCACCACCUCGUCCACAUGCCCCUGCCCCUCUGUAUAACAGCCACCUACUCCCCUCACUCACUUGCAAAAUGUCUGCGGCAGUCCCUGGUUCCGACCCGCCGAUGGUCGACACGAUCACCGCUGGCGUCGGCGACGUCACCCUUGCCUCCGGCCCCCCUGCCACGGGUGACGCCAAGACCCCUGCUUUCACCGGCGCCGGUCACAGUGCUGAGCCAUCCGGUGCCACAUCAGGCGUCAACGUUCCCGCAGGCUCCUAUAUCGUCACCCCCGUCGCCGGAGGUGGCUCCCAGGUGACCCCGAUCUCCCCUAACUGCAGCAUUCUGUCCCCCAACAGCCCCCAGGCUACUCCUAGCGUCGUCAGUACCGCUGGUAGCGGUGCUGCUAUACCUGGGAAAGUCAACACCGAUGCCCCUGAAGCUGAGGGAAGCCAAAUUGUCAGCCCCGCCUCGGGUACUGGCUCAGUAGUCGCACCCGCUGCCGCCGCUCCAGCGACGGUUGAAGCAGCUGUCAAGUCUGCCGACGCUACCGCCGUCGCUGACCCCGCUACUGCCGCUACUGGGGGUACCGCUGCAGGGGUCUCCGCUGCUAAUGCGACGAUCACCCCGACCGUCGCUCCGACCCCUGCUAUGAACCCCAAAGACAUCAAGAAGUACGAGAAGCUGCUCAAGACCGAGGCCAAGUUUGAGGAGAAGGCUCUAAAGCAGACGCUCAAGGACGCUGCCAAGUCUGAGAAGGCAUAUCGCAAGGCCAUUAAGGCCGAGCGGCAGUCGCAGAAGCGCCACAUCAAGGCCAUCACAGCUGAGCACAAGACUUCCAAGGAGCUCUCCAAGGCCAACGUCGCACACGAAAAGGCCGCUGCUCAGCUCAACAAGGCCAAGGAGGAACUCGAGAUCAAGGAGAAGCACAAGACGGCUACCCAGGAGGAAUACGAGAGGCUCAAGGCGACCAUCGAGACCUUGAGGAAAGAGAGGGCUGAGCACGACAAGGAGCGUGCGGUCAAGAGCGCCAGCAUCCGGCCAGAGGAGACCUCAUAAUUCGGCUUGCUCUUCGCUUCCCGGGUCUCAUUGCCGCUCACCUCGAUAACCACCACUUUCGAUUUUGGCGCGCAUGUCAUUCCAACGCACAAAACUCUUUCCUGGGACUUGUUUCCAUAUUUUCCUUCCUUUUCAAAUUUUGUUCCUCACCCUAUGUAUCGGAUUGGUUCACUGUCAGCAAACAUGGCCGAACAACUUUGUUUUGAAUUAAACUGCCACGCCUACAUACCCACAUACACACCAAGCAAAAGGUAACGCAUCUUCGCCCACCGCAAAGCAUUCAUACGACCGCACCGAUCGUUGGCAGCUGCUUCGCUUAGAAUUCAUAAUGCAAUUCAUUAGAGUACAG
Molecule: messenger RNA, 1440 nt
Organism: Tilletiaria anomala UBC 951
Lineage: Eukaryota; Fungi; Basidiomycota; Exobasidiomycetes; Georgefischeriales; Tilletiariaceae
Exons: 2
Coding region: 126-1091 (321 amino acids)
Source: RefSeq, a predicted model, not a curated record